AUGUCUACCACACCAUCAUCCCACAGCUCCGCCACCGCGCGCGAUGCCACAAACUACUCCUACGAUCUCAGCAACGCGAUAUACGGCGCUUUCCCACACUGCGCAACCGAUAUCUCGCCGCGCAGAUCACGCGCCGCAUCUCCAAGUUCCGCGUCCGCAUCAAACUCUUCAAAGAAGCGCACAGGCACGGUCACUGCAAACACCACCGGCACUGCAAACCGCACACUCUGCCGCCAAGCCAUAAGUCUGCACCGCGAAAACGCGCCCCCAACCUGGCUGCCCGCACCAACUCCCACCAACAAGCGGAGUGCGCUCGCGAGAAGACAGCAAGGACAGCAAGGCAUGAAUAUCCACGCGAGCACGUGCCUCAACCUCAAUGCCAGCGCCGAAGAAGAAACCUCAGAAGCGGAUCUGUGGAUUUUGCCUGAGCUUGACGACUGGGAGGAAGACGAAACCGAGACUGAGUCUACCAUUUUAACGCCUUCGAGUUCGGCGGAGUUGGAUGCCCCACGACCGGCGGCUGGGGGAAUGGAGAACAAAUGGGCGGGUGUGCUGAGAAGGGCGGCGAAUAGCAAUCUGGAGCGACUUCGGACGACGAUGGAGGGUGAGGGGUGGGAUUUUGUUAAGCCCGCCAAUCGCGAUGAGGAGGAUUUGGAUGAUGAGGAAUUCGACAGUCGUCCACCACCGCCCCUCCACCGCCCCUCCGCCUCCCCUCCGCCUCCCCUCCGCCUCCCCCACCCACCCUUGGGAGUCUUGCGCCGCGCCGCCAACUCGAAUCUCGAGCGACUUCGGACGAGGAUGGAGGGUGAGGGCUGGGACUUUGUUAAGCCUGAUGAGGAGGAUUUGGAUGAGGAUGAGGAAUUCGAUGUCGUUGUUUUGCGCAAGGCGUAG
This is a messenger RNA of Alternaria conjuncta, 891 nucleotides long. RefSeq lists its product as uncharacterized. The record is from RefSeq and is a predicted model, not a curated record. The coding region runs from base 1 to 891 and encodes 296 amino acids. Lineage: Eukaryota; Fungi; Ascomycota; Dothideomycetes; Pleosporales; Pleosporaceae. The transcript is spliced from 2 exons.